CGGAUUUUCAGCCAGGCCAUGUUGUCCAGCCACAGGCCAGUGUUGACAACGCAGAGUGGAUUAAAACCUUAUUUGAUCAAAUGAGGCACUUGACUACCAUGGUUCAUUCCAUAAACCAGAGGAUGCAGUGUGUUGAUAGCAUUGACAGUAAAUUAACUAUGAUUGACAAUAAGCUGACAUCUCUCGACAUUACAAUGAUAGAGACAACACUUCGCGUUGAUAAGCUUGAAGCCUGUGUGAGAGAGACUGCAUCAGAAAACAAAAAGCUGAAACAACAGGUACGGGAGCUUACAGAACAGAGUACCGAUGAUCGGGACAGGUUGUCGAGAGAUGUAGAAGACGUGUUUUAUGACAUAGACUCCAUAUACCAGGAACAGCGAGACCUGAAAGAAUCUGUCAUUGACCUGAAAACACGCUCUAUGAGAGAUAAUUUACUCUUUCACGGGAUCCCGGAAAUGCCUGGAGAAGAACCUAAAGAGGUAAUUAAAGGUUUCUUAAAGAAAGAAAUGAAGUGUGACACAGACAUUCACCUCUUACGUGUACAUAGGAUUGGCCCUCACUUAUCUAACAGACCACGUACUAUAGUGGCAAAAUUUGCAAAUCCAGACGAACGGUGGGAAAUCCUGACUAACACAAGACAGCUGAGAGAAACGCAAUUCGGUGUUAGUGAACAAUUUCCUCAAGAGAUUGUGCAGAGACGAAGAGAUCUACUCCCCAUUUUCAAGGAAGCAAGGAGGCGUGGUUUGAAGUCUAACCUCACAGUAGACAGACUGUAUAUAGACGGGAGACGUGUAUACCCAGGAGACGACCCGUUUAUAGAUCUCACCCCACGAGACCCUCCCCCCAGCAGGAGAUCAUACGCGAGUGCCGUCGGUCGGUCAGACAACAGACAACCCAACAAGAUGGCCAGGACUGAGGACACGGGAGAAAACAGGCCGCGGUAGGAGAAUAACGGAGGUCAGCAAACCCGUGAGUCGCCUAACAGUGAAAACGUAACUUCCCACGAGAAACUUAAGAUACUGUCUCUUAA
This is a messenger RNA of Haliotis rufescens (red abalone), 1030 nucleotides long. RefSeq lists its product as uncharacterized. Lineage: Eukaryota; Metazoa; Mollusca; Gastropoda; Lepetellida; Haliotidae. The transcript has a single exon. Bases 81 to 944 code for a protein of 287 amino acids. The record is from RefSeq and is a predicted model, not a curated record.